GCCUUUACACCUCACCACCACAACCACAUGUAUGAGACAUUUAACAUCAUACGCCUGUAGCUUUAAGAGGGGGAGGCGUGUCAUUUUCUGAGGCUGUCCCUUUUUAUUUGAAUAUACAGUGGUUCAGCAAGACCGGAGUCGGAUUGCGUCGGAUGUUUUUCGUUUUGCGAGACGAGCACGGCGGGACGCGGUUGUUUGUGUCGUCUGUAAUGCUCAUCAUCCAAGCCUAUAAUUAACAUUUGAAUGCAAUCACUCAGCUAGGAAGGCGUUUUCUCCACCGCAUGCACAUACACAGGAGACUGCACGGCUCGCAACCGAGAAUAUGGACUUGCACAUAUUGGACCACAGGCUACGGGUCACCAGCAUAUCCAAGAAUGGGCUGGUGAAUUUCACACACCCCCUGAUAAAACUGAUAUUCCUCCGGAACAGGACACGAUGCAAGUUUUUCAGCUUGACAGAGACGCCAGAGAACUACACAGUCGUCCUUGAUGAGGAAGGAUUCAAAGAGCUCCAGCCCUCCGAGCACCUCCAGGUAGAAAGCUCCAUCUGGCUGCCCCUCAAUGUCGUCUCCAACGGCAACGCCUCCAGCAGCUCACAGGCUGUGGGCGUAACCAAGAUCGCAAAGUCGGUCAUCGCCCCGCUGGCUCAGCAACAUGUCUCUGUCUUUAUGCUCUCCACUUAUCAAACCGACUUCAUCCUGGUGAGAGAGAAAGACUUGUCUAUAGUCGUGACCACUCUGGAAGAGGAGUUUAAUAUCUACAGAGAGGUGGGAGGAGAGUCUGUCCCAGUGCACUGUCAGGAUGUUGCCAACGGCCUCCAGAAGAACGGCAAAGAAGCCAUCCAGCCUACAGUUCACCCAGUGCUGAUCCCCCAGAACCAAUUCUGUGUCAUGUCUCUGGACCCGGACACCCUGCCAUCUAUCGCCACCACACUAAUUGACGUCCUCUUCUAUUCCAGCAGUCCCAAAGAGGAUGUGCAGUCAUCUCCUAACCAGGACCUGGACUGCGUCAAGUUUUUCUCCUUCUCCCUCAUCGAUGGUUACAUCUCACUGGUGAUGGACACCGAGGCUCAGAGACAGUUUCCUGCUGAUCUUCUCUUCACCAGCUCCUCUGGAGAGCUGUGGAGGAUGGUGCGGAUAGGGGGUCAACCACUGGGCUUUGAUGAAUGUGGGAUUGUUGCCCAGAUAUCUCAGCCUCUCGCCGACAGUGACAUUUCCGCCUAUUACAUAAGCACCUUCAGCUUCGACCAUGCUCUGGUCCCUGAGGAGGAUAUAGUGAGUGUGACAGACAUGCUUCAGCAUCAGAGGAAAGAACCAGCCACCAGUUGAUAUCUGAAGUCCCAUCUGAGCUGGAUGAGCAGCUCAAUAUGCCCCCCCCCCCCCCCCCCCCCCCCCGCCCCCCUCCUUCACUCCAGCUCCAGUGGCCAGGGGUGGCAAGGCAGCAGGAAGGGAGGCUAACUCUGUGCCUAGACUAGCACUGCAUCGCCAGCAGUAUUAACUAAUACGAACUUGCCAUGAACACCAGAAGCGCUUCCCUACGGUGUGCACAAACAGUUUGUCUGUGAGGCCUCCUGUCUUACCUAUCCAAGGCAGGAUGCACUGAGUCCUAGGGGGCCCGCAGGCUCACACGUGCACAUCCAAAUGCACAAUCACUCCUUAACGCAAACGCACACAUACACACACACACACACACACACACACACACUUGCACAUUCGAAUUCACAAGCACAAAGUCGGACUAAUUUUGUGGUGUAUGGCCAAAAGUUGAGUUGUUUGUAACAUGAUUUUGCUACAUACAGCAGAACAUAUUCAUACAUUUCACCAGUACUAUAAACACACAGUCUUCCAGUAAUGUUUAUGUCAUAACGUGUCUGAUCAGCCCUUUCACAUCAAAGGCCGUUCGUAAGAAUUCUAAUUUUACUUUUUGUGAAACUGAAGGUGUGAAGUUUAAAAUGUGAGGCAGGUUUUAGUUUUCACGCAAAAGGCGACUGAUUGCAACUUAUUUUUUGACAAUAGGGCUCACACAUUUUGGUUUGAAAAGAAUGUGCAGGUAGUAUAUUAAAACUACUACAAAUGCUGUCAAGCAUAACAGUAGGCUUGAUAAGUGUUGUUUGAAAGGUCAGCAUUUUGUAACCAUAACAUUACCCAAGGUCAAUAACACUAUGUCUUAUUUUUUUUUUGUUAUUUGCACAAUAAACUUUUACUUUAGCUAUUAGCUUAUCACGUAGAUGUUUUCUUUGGUACAACUACAUUUUGUACAAUUUGAAGUAAAAGUAUGCUGUAAACAUUUGUAAUUUUUGUGCUGCUUCAUUCAAUAAAAAGUAUUGAAAAUA
Molecule: messenger RNA, 2331 nt
Organism: Thunnus maccoyii (southern bluefin tuna)
Lineage: Eukaryota; Metazoa; Chordata; Actinopteri; Scombriformes; Scombridae
Gene: castor1
Product: cytosolic arginine sensor for mTORC1 subunit 1
Exons: 9
Coding region: 323-1327 (334 amino acids)
Biological process (GO): cellular response to L-arginine; negative regulation of TORC1 signaling
Cellular component (GO): cytosol
Molecular function (GO): arginine binding
Source: RefSeq, a predicted model, not a curated record